CGUUCCCACAUGUUCACUCACCUAAAAGGUGUUUUGCCUGACUUGUUCAGCUGUCUAUUUCAAAAUUGCUUACAUGUUGCUUUCCAGAGGAAUUCAGAGAUACAUACGAAGGAUGAUUACUUCUAAAUUCUAGACGUCAGGAAUGAAAUACUAGAAGCUUAGAACAUUGAUGCUGUAUGAAUUCUUCAGUGCUGUAUAGGGUCUUUGUGAGGGGUAAGCUGCUGGCGAGCUACUUCUAAAUCAGACACACCUUUGGGUUGGGCUAUUUUGGAAACUAAGUACUCGAUGAGGCUCAAGGUAUGGUCUGCUAGGGACAAGUGAUUUUAUUUUGUGUUUUUUACAUGUACUUUGAUCAGCUGAUGCAGCUGACGGACAGUCUCCUCUGUAAGUAACAGACUGGGGGCGGAGGAGUGGUGACCUGUAGUGAGCCUUCCCUGACUUUUUUCAAAGUGGGAUUGCUGGCUUUCAGGCAGCUAGGCAAGAGAGAAAAAGGGACGUGCUAUGGGGGUACCUUUAUUUGGGGAUAGCAAGCCCUUCUAUUUCCGGAUCUGGAAUGGACUGAGUCAGAAGUUGCAAGGCAAAAAAUCCUGGGAUAAACAUCUGGAUGAAAUCUACUUACUCCAGCAGAAAAGGAUCUGGGAAUCCCCACUCCUCCAGGCUGCCAAAGAGAACAACCUCCCAGCCAUUAGGAAGCUUCUCACUGAUGGAACAUGUGAUAUUUAUCAGAGAGGUGCAGUGGGGGAGACCGCCCUUCACGUAGCUGCCUUGUAUGAUAACAUGGAGGUGGCAGUGACUCUGAUGGAAGCAGCUCCUGAGCUUGUCAAUGAGAGGAUGACAUCAGAACUCUAUGAAGGGCAGACAGCUCUCCACAUUGCAGCUGUGAACCAGAACAUCACUUUGGUGAAGGCUUUACUCAAGAGAGGGGCCAAUGCCUGCACAGCACAGGCCACUGGGCACUUCUUCAGGCGCAGCUCCCAGAACCUUCUCUAUUUUGGAGAACAUGUUUUAUCAUUUGCUGCCUGUGUGGGAAAUGAGGAAAUUGUACAGUUGCUCAUUGAAAAUGGAGCUGACAUUAGAGCUCAAGAUUAUCUGGGUAACACUGUUCUUCACAUCCUGGUUCUUCAACCUAAUAAGACGUUUGCCUGCCACAUGUACAGCCUGAUACUUUCCUAUGACAGGAACAAAGAGGGACCAGGUUCACUUGAGUUGAUUCCUAACAAUGAGGGGCUUACUCCAUUCAAACUGGCUGGAGUUGAGGGCAAUACUGUGAUGUUUCAACACCUUAUGCAGAAGCGGAAGCACAAUCUCUGGUCCUUUGGCCCCUUGACCACUGUGCUCUAUGAUCUCACAGAGAUUGACUCCUGGGCUGAAGAUCAGUCCUUCCUUGAGCUCAUUGUCUCAAGCAAGAAGAGAGAGGCACGCCAGAUCUUGGACCUAACACCUGUGAAGGAGCUGGUGAGCCUGAAGUGGAAUAUGUAUGGCCGUCCCUAUUUCUGUUUCCUGGCUUUAUUCUAUAUACUCUACAUGGUCUGCUUCACUAUGUGCUGUGUCUACCGACCUCUGAAACCCCGAACAGGCAACAAAACAAGCAGCAGAGACAAUACAAUCUAUGUCCAGAAAAUGCUGCAGGAAUCAUAUGUGACAUAUGAGGAUGAACUGAGGCUGGUGGGGGAGCUGAUCACAGUCAUUGGAGCUGCAGUAAUUUUGAUCCUUGAGAUCCCAGAUAUCCUUAGAGUUGGAGCAGCGAAAUACUUCGGACAAACCAUCCUGGGAGGGCCUUUCCACAUCAUUGUCAUCACAUAUGCUUGCAUGAUUCUAGUAACCAUGGUGAUGCGUCUCACCAGCACAGCUGGUGAGGUGGUGCCCAUGUCCUUUGCCCUGGUGCUAGGAUGGUGCAAUGUCAUGUACUUCGCACGAGGCUUCCAGAUGCUCGGACCCUUUACCAUCAUGAUUCAGAAGAUGAUAUUUGGAGAUCUGAUGCGCUUUUGCUGGCUCAUGGCUGUGGUGAUACUAGGCUUUGCAUCAGCUUUUUACGUCAUCUUCCAGACAGAGAACCCUGAAAACCUUGGGCAGUUCUACAACUAUCCCAUGUCCUUGUUCACCACCUUUGAGUUGUUCCUCACUAUCAUUGAUGGCCCUGCAAACUAUGACGUGGACCUGCCCUUUAUGUACAGUGUGGUAUACUUUGCCUUCGCCAUCAUUGCCACCCUCCUUAUGCUCAACUUGUUAAUUGCCAUGAUGGGUGACACCCACUGGAGAGUGGCCCACGAGCGGGAUGAGCUCUGGAGAGCCCAGGUUGUGGCUACUACUGUCAUGCUGGAGCGGAAACUGCCACGGUGUCUCUGGCCUCGCUCUGGAAUCUGCGGGCGGGAGUAUGGGCUAGGGGACCGAUGGUAUCUCAGAGUUGAAGACAGGAUUGAUCCCCACAAACACAAGAUGAUGCGGUACACAGAAGCAUUUAAGGCUCAGGAUAGGGAUAACUAUGACAAAGGUUUGGAAAAGCUGGAAAUCGAUAGGGACAUUCUGUAUAAGAAGGAACUGUCUGCUCUGUCAUUGUCACGGAGCACAUCCAGGACUAGUUCUCACCGUGGCUGGGAGAUCCUGAGGUGCAACACCUUCCAUCAACUUCGUGGAGAGGUCAGUCAUGCCAUGGAAGAGGAGGUCUAUGAUGUCUAAGAAGCCUCUUUUACUCCACAACAUGGAUGACUUUUGCCACAACAGUUGUCUUCUCCAACUGUUCAUACACACUCCAGCAUGCUACAGGCAUUCAUCAGCCUUGAUGAACUCUGGUGGUGAACAGUUAAUGAACAGCUCAUGGCAUCUGUGCUAUGACAUACGAAUGCAGUCUUUUCUCUCCUACAUUUGAGUGUCUUUGCUGUUGCACUGAUGUUUGCACCAAGCUGGUGGGAUUGUUGGGCUAAGGUCUGUGGUGAUUUGUCAUGCUUUGCAAUGCCCUACAGAAAUGAGCAAAAGAAGCCAGCAAUGGGAUUUCAUCCAUUUACAAAGAAGCGAUCAGUAAACCUUCUCCCAGACUGUUAUGUACAGUAUAGUCGCUCCCUCCGGUUUCACAAAAUCCCAAUGCUCUCAUAGCAGAGAGAGCUGACUGAGGUUCUGUUUUAUGAUUUGGUACAGAACUGAAAAAAAACCCCUGUAACUAAGCUCAGGAAUGAAGGUAGUUGCUGACACUGUAAUGAUUAAAAGAACUGUAACUACUCAGCUGGCAUUCAGGGCCUGACAGAUUUUGCCCUCUGAAGAAACGCAGUCUCUAUUAGCUGCAUUUUCAUCAUUGCUAUCUUAGCAGGACUGUUUUGGUUUGGUUUGCUUGUUUAGGGUUUUUUGGUGAUGGGGUUUUUUGUUUGUUUUAUUUUGUUGUCACAUGAAUGCACUUUAAGCUUUUGGAAAGAAGUGAUUGCUGUUCCUGGGAGGAUUCUGAAGAAUCUGAAGUGGGAACUUCUUUUCCUAAUGAGAGCAUGUAUGACCUGCUUAGGUGACUUUCAGCAGUGUGAAAUUUCAACAAAGCUAUUAAUCUCCUAAAUGAGCUGAAGCUGGUCUUUUGUUUGCUGUAGAAGAGUAGGAUUCUGAAUCAUAGUUCUCCGACUUAUAACUGAGCCAUCAAGGUUGGGUAGUGAGCUACAAUAUAGUGCUGAAAGAAAUGGAGAGAAGUGUUGGAUAGAUGAAUAAGAGGUAUUGCAGAGGCAGUUAAUUCAGAAACUGGUGCGUGCACUCUCUCCCUCUCUCUGAAACUCUAAAACUAUCCAAUGAACAACUGAGUCAUCCCCAGUUCCCUUCCACGUACGAUGCUGUGCCAGUCUGUCAGUUUGUGAUCUGCCUAGGGCCACUUUAAGAAAAAUGGAGAAAUGUUCAGAGAAAUGGAAUGUCAUUUCAGGGUUUUUUAUAUUCUCAGGAGUGUGGAGUUUCAUUUGAAUAGAAGUAAGUGGAAAGUAAUCCAUGGUCUUAACAUUUCCUUCCAACAGGACUAGUAACAGAAACUUUGUUUUUUAAGAAACCAAGGUUUAUUAUCUAGCACUAGACUUUGAGCCAAAUCACCCUGUGAUAAUCAAAGCAGAUAAUGAAAAAGCUGAAUCCAGUGGAUUUCUGAUUGUAUUGAAAUAUCACAGCAAACAUCUCCUCUCUUGCAGGUGCUGUAAUGAGCAUCAUGAUCUUUGCGAUUAUGUGUGUUUAUUUAAAUGUCCUCUUUCUCUUACUUGAAUGUGUAUUUAUGCUCCAAUGGAAAACUGACAGAAGACUCUCUCUCUGGAAUUCAACUGCAUGCUUUUGAGUUGACUCAUUUUCUUGAACUGAAAGUGUUGCCUGGUCUCACUCAAGUGUUGUCAGUCCUUCCCAAAACCUUUGGGGUUUGUACUGGUAGUCUAUGGAGAUGGGAACAAUGUGGUACAUUAACCAGAACUGUGAAUUGCUGCUCUAACUGUAGAUCAAUUUUCUUUCCUAGUGAAUAGGAAAUAGCAGGAAGGGGAAAACUGAUGGCUUCCCCCUCCUCCCCCCACCCCCAAGUAUAGUAGUCUUUUCACUAGUUUGAAAACCUGCAGAAAUACAAUUAAGAUGAAGCCACAUAUAGCCAUUUCUACAAAAGGACUCCUCUUUGUGACAUACUACUACUACCACUACUAUUUUAAAAGCUAGUUUGAAGUACAAGCUGUGUAAGCCCUGCUUCUGAUUUUGUGUUCUUUAUCUCUGUAAACUAUAAUAAGAAUUUUGAUCUUCAAACUCAAAACAACAUAUUGACACUGCAGGAGACAGAACAGAACUCAGUUGACAGUGCUAGGCCUUUAUAGAUUUCUGUAUCUGCUCUCCAUAAAAAGAAAAUAAAAAAUCCAGUAGCAGGUAUUUUUAAGGAAGUGCCUUCUCAUGUAAUAUUACAUUCUGUAACAGUUAGCUUUCAAACUCCUUGCACAGAACCCACCCACAGAACAGCAUCAGAACUGUGUGAUUUAUUUCCUGUCUUUGGAGUUGCCUGAUGUAAAUAAGACAGAGAAUCAUGGAAUCAUAGAAUAUUUUGGGUUGGAAGGGACCUUUACAGGUCAUCUACUGCAACCCCACUGGAAUGAGCAGGGACAUCUUCAACUAGAUCAGGUUGCUCAGAGCCCCGUCCAACCUCACACUGAAUGUUUCCAGGGGUGGGGCAUCUACCAUCUCUCUGGGCAACCUGUUCCAGUGUUGCACCACCCUCAUAGAAAAAAUUUCUUCCUGACUGCUAUUAGAAUUUGGCUUCCAGUUUCCUGAGGUGACUUCAUAUUAAAAAAAAAAAUCCUGGAAAAAGACCUUAUACAAAAUGAGGCAGAAUACUUUACCAAUAGUAAAUUAUUCCCCAGUCAACUUUGCAUAAUCUUUUUCUUGAUGAUAAGUGGUUGCAGACCAUUUUUAGUAUUAUUUAUUUGAUCUGGAGGAUAAACAGCUAUAGAAAAAGAAUUGAGGUGGGAUAAGUCAGCAGAUAUAAUGGGCACACCAGAAGUUGGAAAUAUUAAAUUUAAUACGUAAAUGUGGAAUACCUACCCUCUUCCAUUAGGACAUAUACACAUGAGCUGUGCCCAUGUGAGCCUCAGAUGAUGAAGUAAUAGGAGGCACUAGACUAACACUUGAGCUGUUUCGAUGCAAUCUGGCUUAGACUCGGAAACAGCAAUGACUACAGUCACACGAAGGCAAAGCACUUCUGCUGUAAUAUUCUGCACAAAUGUGCUGCUUCAUGAUUUGCUUCAAUUUUUUGCAUUUUGUGAUGCAGUUAUAUGCUAAAAUUCUGAAACAGUGCUGCUGCUUCUUGCUGUUGCAAGGUGUCUUUCCUCUGCCUCUUAACAAUAUUGCAAUAAUUUCAAAGCAGACAUUCCUCCCCUCCUUGAAACUGCUAACCUCAGACUAUCUUCUAUGUUACUGGAGCAACUUCUGAGUUUAUGAUAAUGUGAUAAGAAUGAAUG
Molecule: messenger RNA, 5927 nt
Organism: Harpia harpyja (harpy eagle)
Lineage: Eukaryota; Metazoa; Chordata; Aves; Accipitriformes; Accipitridae
Product: transient receptor potential cation channel subfamily V member 6-like
Exons: 15
Coding region: 502-2676 (724 amino acids)
Biological process (GO): calcium ion import across plasma membrane
Cellular component (GO): membrane
Molecular function (GO): calcium channel activity; protein binding
Source: RefSeq, a predicted model, not a curated record